CAUUUUGACAUUUGUUUGGCUUUGUGUUCCAAUAGAUAAAUGAUCAUGUAAUUACUUGAAAAACAGCUUGUUCUGUUUAUAUUUCCGCGAUUGAACAACACGCAGGAAUUUCGGAUGAAUAAAAUCUAAUGCAUCAGUGAGAAUCGUUUUCGUUUAACAGUACAUAAAUCGAUAAGUUGUAGUGCCGCUUUUUUAGUUUUCUCGUUUCGAUUUUGCAGUUAAUUGGUGUUAAAAAGGUCAAAAUGCGCGGUGUUUCUUGAAAUUAGUUAAUAAAGAUCAAUAAUUAAUAAAUUUUAGUGUACUAUAGUAUUAAAAUGUGAAUAAAAGUAGCUUGUAAAAAAGGCGCGAAUACUUUUUGCCGCGCCGAAUUUUCGAGGACAAAAAUAAACCAGAAAGUGUUGAGACAAAGACGCUUCAGACGCGGUUUAUGUUUAUUAAAGACAUCCCGUUGUGUGUGUAAAAUUUUCGCAGUUCCGGUGCCCUUUAUGCGUGGAAGAAAAAUAACUUUCUAAUUUUCGUAUUGGGUUCAAUUUCAGGUUGAAUCCUUCCUGAACCUGCAAUGCGUUUAAGGAGUAGAAAGAGGGAGCGGCCGCUCUCGGGGAAGAGGAAUUCACCAAUAGUGUCCAAAUUAAUCAAGCCAAUUACCAAGACUUUGACGAACACUUCUAAAAGUGCGUGGAAGACAAUCCUGAAUCGUGAUGCUGCCAAAAAUGGGAUACAGGACUCACAAAUCUAUACCAGAUCUAAAAAUUUAAAAACACGACCCGUUAGAACCGUGAGAAGCAUGGAGAAACCAGUUGACUCGCACAAAACAAGGUUGAGGCACAAAGAGGAAAGUUGUAAUAAGAAACCGAUCUUCCAAACCGUUGUUCGUAGCAGUAAUAAAGAUUCUGUAACUUCAACAAAGUCCAAAACUCAAAAUGACAAAGUAACAACAACAUCUAAAUCGAAAAUCAAAGAUGUACGUACAACCAAGGCGGCACAGUUACGAGUGAACUCUCUCAAUAGGGAACUACGCAAAACUGAAACAAUGCCAUCAAAUAUUAGUUCACCAAGAAAGACGAGACGUUUAGAUAAAGGUGAUAAGUCUGCUUCAUUAAACAGCUCACCUAUUCGCAAAGUACGUCAAAUGGGUGUGCCGUCACCAAAAGUAACAAAAACCACUGUAAGUUCUACGGAUGAAAGUCCUAAGAAAAAAUCUAAAACCAAAUCUCCUGUUGUCCCAGAAACAAAUCGAAACUGGUGUAAUGAUGACAAUGAUGUAAUGAUGUAUGAAGCGCAUACUACUACAGUUGAUUUCCCCACUCAGAAAAGUGAAGAAUCGGACUCUGAUGGACAAGUGGAAUCUUCAGAAUUAUGUCUUCCAAAUGACUGUCUCAACGAUUUCAUAGCUAUAGCAGAAUGCGCUAGAUUGAUCAAUGCAGAAAUAGCUCCCGAAGAUGAAGAUAUUAACUUCUUAGCUGAUAAGGCAGCUCGGGUGAUGACCACUGAGAAAGAAGAACGGCUGUUGAGGAAAAAUUCUGUCGACAAACGAGUGAAUAAACGUAGGAAAUCAAGCAACGAUCUGGAAAUGUACCAACCAACGUCCACUACUGAUGAUUUGGAUAGUUGUACAGAAUUUCUGACUGUGGCUGGAGAAAAAUAUGUACAACCGGACUUCACGUCGCUCUUGGAACAAGAUGGCUACGUGCGUGACUCGGAGUGCGAGAUCUCGUCAACUUGCGUAGACACGCACGGCACAGCCAUCGAGAGCCUUGAAGCGCUCUCCAGGAACCCCAGCUCAGGAUUCCUAGCUGAAAUCAGUCAGAGCCUGGCAGCUGAGGGACAUGGAUGGAACCCCUCUGACAUAAAUGUGGACGAAACAUCACUCGUAUGCAACGAUGAGCAAACACCUUCCGACAUCGAGGAGGAAGCGGUAGACGUGAUAUCAUCAUGCAGCAGCCGUGUAGACUGCGAGCAGAUUUCUUCAUGGGUUGACACCUUCGACCCCUAUCUCUUCAUCAAACAGCUGCCCCCGUUGGAGUCGGUGGCCACCCGUGCCCUCCGCGCCCGCUUCCCGGCUCUGCCGCUCAAGACGCGCACCAGUCCGGACUUCAGCCUCGUUCUGGACUUGGACGAGACGCUGGUCCACUGCUCUCUGCAAGAGUUGCCGGACGCCAGCUUCCACUUCCCCGUGCUCUUCCAGGACUGCAGAUACACGGUGUUCGUGCGCACGCGGCCGCACUUCGCGGAGUUCCUGUCGCGCGUGUCGCGCCUCUACGAGGUCAUCCUCUUCACGGCCAGCAAGCGCGUGUACGCCGACCGGCUGCUCAACCUGCUGGACCCGGCGCGGCGGUGGAUCAAGUACAGGUUGUUCCGCGAGCAUUGCCUACUGGUGAACGGCAACUACGUUAAGGAUCUAUCGAUCCUCGGCCGCGACCUGCGCAAAACCGUCAUCGUGGACAAUAGCCCGCAGGCGUUCGGCUAUCAGCUGGAGAACGGCAUCCCGAUCGACAGCUGGUUCGUGGACCGCAGCGACAAUGAGCUACUCAAACUGCUUCCCUUCCUCGAGCAUCUCUCCACGAAGGACGACGUCCGCCCGUACAUCCGCGACAAGUUCAAGUUAUUCAGCUACCUGCCGCCCGACUAAGUCGUCAAUCGAGUCAGCGACCAACGACUAAUCGACUAGGUACUACCACUCCGCAUUGCUAAUUAUAACCUAUUGCGUUUCAAACAUAUGUAAAUUACAUAAAUUAUAAAUAUACAUUCGUAACGUUGCAACAAUAUCGUUAUUGCGUUAUUACUGGGACAUUUUCGCAAUUAGUAACGUUUGAGCCUACAUAACGCUACAGCUGGCUGUAACGUUGUCAUAAUAUCGUUAUUACCGGUACAUUAUUACAAUUAGUAACAUUCGAGCGUUCAAGUGGCGUCGCUACUACAACGCUUUCUGCAAUAACGUUAUAUAUCGUUAUUGCAUUAUUCCCGGGACAUUUUUACAAUUAGUAACAUUUGAGCGUGCAGGCGAUGUCGCCAUUACAACACUUUCUGCUGCAAUAGCGUUGUGGCGUUAUUGCCUUAUUCUCGGGAUAUUUUCGCAAUUUAUAACGUUUUAGCGUGUAGGUGGCGUCGCCAUUACAACGCCUUAGACAAUAAUGUCGUUAUAGACGCAACGUUAUCAUGGC
Molecule: messenger RNA, 3161 nt
Organism: Hyposmocoma kahamanoa
Lineage: Eukaryota; Metazoa; Arthropoda; Insecta; Lepidoptera; Cosmopterigidae
Product: CTD small phosphatase-like protein 2
Exons: 11
Coding region: 560-2629 (689 amino acids)
Molecular function (GO): phosphoprotein phosphatase activity
Source: RefSeq, a predicted model, not a curated record